Adineta steineri is the source of this 1995-nucleotide messenger RNA. NCBI's taxonomy places the organism in Eukaryota, Metazoa, Rotifera, Eurotatoria, Adinetida, Adinetidae. The record is from the annotation of a GenBank genome assembly.
AUGACAUCAAAGACGCCUGCGUCGACUUCGAUAAAACAAGGUAAUAAAAAAUCACGCAAACGUAUGCCUAAGGUCGAUACUAGUCAGGCUCGAUCAAAUAUUGAAGUCCUUCGAAUGUGCUUACAAGAUCUCGGCUGGAGAGAAUGUGUUUCUGGUUCUUCUACUGAUUCGGAUAUCUACUGGCAUUCGGCAACAUUUCAUGAAGGAAAUAGAAAUUAUGCUUCCACUUCAGCUAGAGUAAAUAAAUUUCCAGGUAUGAGUGAUCUAUUAUGUAAAAGUAAUUUAACACGUUCAUUGAACGCAAUGCGAAUGUUAUUUCCGGAUGAAUUUGAUUUCUAUCCGAAAACAUGGUUUCUACCUGAACAAAGACAACAAUUUCAAGAUGAUGCACGUUUGAUACAUCAAAAAGAUCGUAAACGACAUCGACCUUUAACAACUUUUAUUAUUAAACCAUCAGAUGGAUCAGAAGGCGCUGGUAUUUAUUUGAUUCAAGAUCCAACACGAUGCAAUGUCGCUAAUCGACCAUAUAUAGCUCAAGAAUAUAUUGAUCGACCACUUCUAAUCAAUGGUCUCAAGUUCGAUAUGAGAAUUUAUGUAUUGAUUUUUCAUUUGGAUCCAUUGGAAAUACUGCUCUAUGAGGAAGGGUUAGCACGCUUCGCUACUAUCGAUUAUCAAGCUCCAUCAAUUAAAAAUCUUCAUGAAACAUUUAUGCAUUUAACUAAUUAUUCAUUGAACAAACGCAGUGCCAGUUAUAAGCAUGCCUUAGAUGAGAAACAGACUGAUGCUAGCAAGCGAAAAAUGAGUCUUGUCUGGUCACAGUUGGGUCAUUUAUUCAGUCCAAAUGAAAUCGAUCAAGCCAAAGAGAUGAUCAAAGAAAUGAUUAAUAAGACUGUCUUAGCCAUCUUACCUGAACUUCGUAUUCAAUAUGCCUCCGAGUUGCCAAUGAAUCGAGAACAAAAUCGAUGCUUUCAGAUUAUUGGUUUCGAUAUUCUUCUCACUGAUCAACUUAAACCGAUGCUGCUGGAAGUCAAUGCUAAUCCUUCGUUACGAAUCGACUAUGAUCAUACAAAUGAAGCUGGUAAACUUGUUCACGAACCAAGUCUGAUCGAUGAAGAAAUCAAGAAACCACUCGUAUUAGAAACAUUAAAACUCGUGAUGAAAUACAAGCAACGUGGCAAUCGAUCAAAAUCAAACGAUGAAAUUGAAAAUCAAGGAGACAAAAACAUUGCUCAUCACCAUACAAAAAAGUCUAGUAAAGUCAAUAAAACUGCUGCGAAAAUACACCAUGAUCGGCAGUUGAGUCAGUCCGAUUCUGACUCAUUAGAUUCUAGUUCGGAAGACGUUCUAGACGAACUACCCGAUCGACACUCAAAUAAUUCUACUCAAUCAAUGAGUACGAUUCAAAAACGAACAUCUAUAAAAUCAACCAUCACAGGAGAAGAUUCACAACAUUCUGAUGAAGAUACAACAAAUGGAACAUUUAAUCCAGUUGUGCUCGACAACAAUUCAAAUGUGCCUAUACCAGAUGAAUCGAUGGCUAUAACAAACAAUCAAAAUAUGACUCAACCGUUGUUAAAUCAAAUAGGUAGUUCAAUGAAAUCCUUUCAAGUUAUCUUUCCAUCAACAUCUGAAAUAAGAUAUGAAGAUAUGUUUCUUCUGGAAAAAAUUGCUUUUAUCUACAUUGAAUUAGUGUUCAAACAUGGAUUUAAAGCAAUGACGAAUAGACCAUUUCGUAAUUUUGCCAUUGCAUGUGGUAUUAUUGAUCAAUCAACAAUUAUGUCAUCCAUCGAUAUACUUUACACUCAAAUCUUCUACAAAUGUAAAGAAUUCUCCUCACAAUCUCCAGCAAUUGGUCUUCAAUUUCCAGCAUUUAUUGAAGCUUUUUAUCUACUAUCUCAACGUAAAUAUCCAACUUCUACUCUUCUCGAUAGUGUUACUGAAUUGGUCAAGUCCUGUAUUCAACAUUUAGAUAUCUAUGUUGAAGAGUCAGUCUAA